This is a messenger RNA of Stylonychia lemnae, 1305 nucleotides long. The record is from the annotation of a GenBank genome assembly. Lineage: Eukaryota; Ciliophora; Spirotrichea; Sporadotrichida; Oxytrichidae.
AUGUGUUGUGUCCCACUCUUGUGUUGCGCUGGAGCAGCCAUUUGCUGUGCAGGCCGAGCUUGCUGUGGAUGUCUCUGUGCCCCUUGCAGUAAAAUGGGAGUACAUUCCAAGAAUUUCGCUAAGAUUGGCUACGUGAUAUUCCAAUUCUUCUGGAUUUUCGUUUCGAUCGCUUUGCUCUUUUCUGCCAAGAAACUGGUCGAUAUUCUACCUCAUUUCCUCUAGUGUCCUGACCAAUCAGGAGACGACUCUGCUUGCAUGGGACCCUCUGCAAUUAUCAGAAUGAGUUUUGUGUUGAUGUGCUUCCAUGUGUUGGUUCUUUGUAUCAUUGUGACUAGAAACCAAUGCGCCUCUAUCUUCCACGAUGGGUGCUGGGGCAUGAAAUUCAUUUCAGUUCUGAUCUUUUUCAUCAUCACUAUGUGGAUACCAAACUCAUUUUUCGAAGGCUACACACAAUUCGCCCGUAUAGUCUCAAUCAUAUUCCUAAUGCUUCAGGCACUUAUCAUGCUGGUAGUAGCAUAUAAAAUUAACGAGGUGCUAGUGGGCAACUACGAGAGAGAAAACACUUCUGGACUUGGUUGCUCAGGUGUUAUUAUCAUUGUACUUACUGCAAUCAUUACUGCAGGAGAUAUCACAUGGGCUAUUUUCUAAUACAUUUGGUAUCAUGGCUGUGGAUACAACAACGUGAUCAUCACUAUCACCUUAGUAGCAAGCAUCUCAUUCUUUGUGCUGGUGUUCUUCAGAACCCGCGAAGAUGCAAGCAUUCUUACCUCCUCAAUUGUGGUAUCUUACUUGCUCUAUCUCUAAUGGUCAGCUUUAGCUUCCAAUCCAAAUGAGGAAUGCAAUCCAUUCUAGGAAUCAGCAGUCAACACAACCAUGCAGAUCAUAGUAGGACUCAUCUUUACAUUCUUCUCGCUGAUCAUUAUCUCAUCCUCGACAAAGAAAUCCGAUGCAACUAACCUCACCACCUAGAUGAACCAACCCUUAAUUGAGGAUGAAGAGGACAAUCACGAGAGAGUUGAUCCAGUUGUUAAAAAAGAUGGCACUUAGUUAAAUCAUGAGGACUUGCAUGCCUUCCCAAUCUCCUCUCAAACUAUAUUCUUCCAAGCUCUCCUAGUCUUGGCUUCAAUAUACUAUGCCAUGCUGCUUACUAACUGGGGAAAUCCCACUCUGUUCGAAGAUACCAUAGACUUCUAUGAAUCCAACUACACUAGUUUCUGGAUUAAGUUAGUAGCCUAAUGGAUCUCAAUGGCUAUAUAUCUGUUCUCAAUGAUUGCUCCAGUCAUCUUUAGGAACAGAGAAUUCUGA